AUGGAGACAAUUUUUCGAUGGUCUAGAGAAGCCCCCAAGUAUGAUAAAGAAGAGUUGUGUACUCUUGAACUCCACCACUUUGGUAUGUUGGAGAAUGGCGUGUAUGGAGGCAAAGUAUGCUAUGUUGACAACUGUAUUCAUGACUAUCUGUCAUUAUUGGAUUUAAAGAAAAUUGGGAUAGAUCUUGGAUACAAAGUUGAUAUAACACAAAGGGUUACAAGCUUAAAAGUUUACUAUAAGGGGCCUGUAAAAAGUGGUCAGUAUGUUGUGAAUGAGGUUGUAAAUGAUAGUUGUAUUCUAGGAUUGGUUGGGAGCAUUUCAUCAGAUCAGGUAUUGGUGUUGUAUUACCAUGAUCAUACUCAUAACAACGAGCUAGAGAGUGAAGAUAAAGGGCAACAACAGCACAGUGAAGAUGUUGGCAAUGAAGAUGAAUAUGAAGAGGAAGAUGAGGAAAAAGAGAAUGUUAUUGUUGACAGUGAUUAUGAAUUAAGUGAAGAAGAAGAAGAUGGGAUGGUGCUUGUGGAGGUGGUGGUAGUGAUAGCAUGGUGGUGGAGGUGGCAGCAUGGUGGUGGUGGUGGUGGUGUUAGUUGUGAAGGUUUUGGAGGAGGUGGUGGUUGUGGUGGUAGUGGUGGUGGAGGUGGAGGUGAAGGUGGAGUUGGUGGUGGUGGUUGUGGUGGAGGUGAAGGUGGAGUUGGUGGUGGUGGUGGUGGUGGUGGCGAUGGCGGUGGUUGUGGAGGUAGUGAAUGUGGUGGUGUAAGUGGUGGAGUUAUAUGUUUUUGGCGAAAAAAAGCAAUCCCAAACGGGGCCUUAAUGAAGCUACAGGGGAUAUAUCAGAUGAUGAUGAAGAUAGUGAUCGACUUCCUUCUUAUGUUGAUAGCUCUGGUGAUGAGGAAGAAAGUGAAAAAAACAAAGACAAGCAAGAGGAAAUGGAAGAAGACAAAUUUUAAACAGUUUAGGAAAGAAACUGAUUUGAGAAAUCCAGAGUUUAGAAUUGGAAUGCGAUUUGCCAAUAAGGAUGAACUCAAGGAAGCUAUUAAGGAGUAUGCAAUUAUGCAAGGGAGGAAUGUUAAAUUGGUGAAUAAUGAUAAUAAAAGGAUUCAAGCAAAGUGUGCAGGUCACACGAAAUGCCAUUUUAUUCUGUUUGCUUCCAAGAUAUACAGAGAUGAGCAGACAUUUGGCAUAAAGACUCUGUCCUUAGAGCAUGAGUGUACUAGAGUGGACAAACUGAAAUAUACUAAUUCAAGGUGGCUGUCCAAAAGGUUUGCUGACAAGAUUAGGAAAAAUCCUGAGUGGGAUGUAGGGGCAUUCAAGGCUGAGGUUUUAGAAAAGUACCAUAUGAAUGUUUCAAAGCAUAAGAUUUAUAGAGCAAAAAACUUGUCCAAGGUGAUCAUUGAAGGCAGCUAUGUGGAACCUCUGAUUGGUAUAGAUGGUUGCCAUUUAAAGGGACCUUACACAUGGCAAGUUUUAACAGUCGUUGGUGUUGAUGGGAAUAAUGGACUGUACCCAGUUGCUUAUGUUGUUGUAGAGCAAAAAGGUCUAAUACCUGCAAUUGAGACAUUGCUUCCAACAGCUAAGCACAGAAUGUGUGUUAGGCAUCUUUACAGCAACUUCAGGACAGAACAUGCUGGCCAUGCAUUGAAAAACAUUCCUUGGGCUGCGGCAAGAGCAACUACCAUUCCCUAUUUAAGAGACAAGUCUAUCUUAACAUGUCUAGAAAUGAUUAGAGUUUAUAUCAUGUUAAGGAUGGAUAAUAGAAGGAUUGCUGGUACGGUUUGGAGACAUCCAAUUGGGCCUAGGAUUGUCAAGAUCAUUGAGAAAAACAAGUUGGGAGCUAGUCAAUGCAUUCCUAGAUUAGUAGGUGAGAGCAAAUACCAAGCAAAUGUGUUUGACUAUGCACAUGACUGCUAUAAGAAAACAGCCUACCUGAGUUCAUAUGAACCUAUGGUACGCCCAAUACCAUCUAUGGACCAAUGGCAGAGAACUAAUUGGCCUCCAAUUAAACCUCCUCCAUAUAAGAAGCAACCUGGAAGACCUAAGAAAUUAAGGAACAAAGAACCAGCUGAUGUUGAAGUACCUGUUCCAGUUCCUCCAAACCCUUUGCCUCCAUUUUACAAUCCACCACCUACUAAGCCAUUCCUAAUUAGCUCAACCAAUGAGCAGUUGGCUCUUCUACAGUCCAAGGGGCAGCUCAGGCCGUUCCUAAUCAGCCCAACCAAUGAUCAGUUGCCUCUUCUACAGUCCAAGGGGCAGCUUAGAGGGAGAGGUAGAGGAACUACUAUAGGAAGAGGGAAAGGAAAUGGGAGAGGAGAAAUGCCAACUGGAAGAGGAAAUGUUGGAAAUGGGACAACAGAAAUGCCAAACAAUUUCUCAUCAUCACAACCACUCCCAUCAGCAUCACAGCCAGUCUCUUACACUAGAGCUAUAUCAUCAUCAUCACAACCACCUAAGUCUCUUGCCAAGAGAUUCAAGUCUCCUGCCAAGAAGCUUAAACCAUGGAUGUUUUGA
Messenger RNA from Prunus armeniaca (apricot), 2505 nucleotides. The record is from the annotation of a GenBank genome assembly. Lineage: Eukaryota; Viridiplantae; Streptophyta; Magnoliopsida; Rosales; Rosaceae.